AUGGAUUUUUCAUUUUGGAUUGUAUCUCUAAUUUUAUCGUCUUUAGCAUCUCCGGCUUUCUGCGCCACCCCUCCGAGGCCCGUAGAUGUACCGUUUGGUCGAAACUACGCGCCAACCUGGGCUUUUGAUCAUAUCAAAUAUUUUAAUGGAGGUUCUGAGAUUCAACUUCUUCUUGAUAAGUACACUGGUACUGGUUUUCAAUCAAAAGGUUCAUACUUAUUUGGUCAUUUCAGUAUGAAUAUUAAGAUGGUUCCUGGUGAUUCUGCUGGAACAGUUACUGCUUUCUAUUUAUCUUCUCAAAAUGCGGAGCAUGAUGAAAUAGACUUUGAAUUCUUGGGAAAUAGAACAGGAAAACCUUAUAUUUUACAAACAAAUGUGUUCACUGGUGGACAAGGUGAUAGAGAACAAAGAAUCUUUCUCUGGUUUGAUCCUACGAAAGCCUAUCACAGAUACUCCGUUUUAUGGAACAUGUAUCAGAUUGUUUUCUAUGUGGAUGAUGUUCCAAUAAGAGUGUUCAAGAACAGCAGAGAUUUAGGAGUGAAAUUCCCAUUUGAUCAACCAAUGAAGAUAUACAACAGUUUAUGGAACGCAGAUGAUUGGGCAACAAGAGGUGGAUUAGAGAAAACAGAUUGGUCAAAAGCACCAUUCAUAGCAGGUUACAAAAGUUUCCACAUAGAUGGAUGUGAAGCUUCUGUUAAUGCAAAAUUCUGUGGAACACAAGGUAAGAGAUGGUGGGAUCAAGUUGAGUUUCGUGAUCUUGAUGCUGCGCAAUGGCGAAGAAUAAAAUGGGUGCGGAAGAAAUUCACAAUUUACAAUUAUUGCAGUGAUAGAAAACGUUUCCCUCAGAUACCUGCUGAAUGUAGAAGAAACCGUGACAUUUAA
This is a messenger RNA of Lathyrus sativus (Indian pea), 882 nucleotides long. Lineage: Eukaryota; Viridiplantae; Streptophyta; Magnoliopsida; Fabales; Fabaceae. The record is from the annotation of a GenBank genome assembly.